Chrysochloris asiatica (Cape golden mole) is the source of this 1298-nucleotide messenger RNA. Its product is annotated as S-adenosylmethionine synthase isoform type-1-like. The record is from RefSeq and is a predicted model, not a curated record. NCBI's taxonomy places the organism in Eukaryota, Metazoa, Chordata, Mammalia, Afrosoricida, Chrysochloridae. Gene Ontology annotation, cellular component: cytosol. The transcript is spliced from 9 exons. Bases 66 to 1256 code for a protein of 396 amino acids. Gene Ontology annotation, molecular function: methionine adenosyltransferase activity; ATP binding. Gene Ontology annotation, biological process: S-adenosylmethionine biosynthetic process.
ACUCAGGCCACCUCACAGCAUUAGAACCAGUGCUCUGAAGAAGCUGCCUGGAGCAGUGGGGAGAGAUGAACGGGCCGGUGGAUGGUUUGUGUGACCAUUCUCUGAAUGAAGAGGGCGCCUUCAUGUUCACAUCUGAGUCUGUGGGAGAGGGGCAUCCUGAUAAGAUCUGUGACCAGAUCAGUGAUGCAGUACUGGACGCCCAUCUCAGUCAAGACCCCAAUGCCAAGGUGGCCUGUGAGACGGUGUGUAAGACGGGCAUGGUGCUGCUGUGUGGGGAGAUCACCUCCGUCGCUAUGAUUGACUACCAGCGGGUGGUGAGAGAAACCAUCAAGCACAUUGGCUACGAUGAUUCUGCCAAAGGCUUUGACUUCAAGACCUGCAAUGUGCUGGUGGCUUUGGAACAGCAGUCCCCUGAUAUUGCACAGUGUGUUCAUCUAGACAAAACUGAAGAGGACGUUGGUGCAGGUGACCAGGGUCUGAUGUUUGGCUAUGCUACCGAUGAGACUGAGGAGUGCAUGCCCCUCACCAUCAUUCUUGCUCACAAGCUCAAUGCCCAGAUGGCAGAUUUGAGACGCUCCGGGGUCCUACCCUGGCUGAGGCCGGACUCAAAGACACAGGUGACAGUCCAGUACACACAACAGAAUGGUGCAGUCAUCCCUGUGCGCAUCCACACCAUCGUCAUCUCCGUGCAACACGAUGAGGAUAUCACACUGGAGGACAUGCGCACAGCCCUGAAGGAGCAGGUGAUCCGGGCUGUGGUGCCAGCCAAGUACCUGGAUGAGAACACCAUCUACCACCUGCAGCCCAGCGGGCGGUUCGUCAUUGGCGGCCCCCAGGGAGACGCAGGAGUCACUGGUCGUAAGAUCAUUGUGGACACCUAUGGUGGCUGGGGUGCUCAUGGUGGUGGCGCCUUCUCUGGGAAGGACUACACCAAGGUGGACCGCUCUGCGGCAUACGCCGCCCGCUGGGUGGCCAAGUCCCUGGUGAAAGCUGGACUCUGUCGGAGAGUGCUUGUGCAGGUUUCCUACGCCAUCGGUGUGGCGGAGCCGCUGUCUAUCUCCCUCUUCACCUAUGGAACAUCCCAGAAGACAGAGAGAGAGCUGCUGGAUGUAGUAAACAUGAACUUCGACCUGCGGCCCGGUGUCAUUGUCAGGGAUUUGGACUUGAAGAAGCCCAUCUACCAGAAGACAGCAUGCUAUGGCCACUUCGGAAGAAACGAAUUCCCAUGGGAAAUUCCUAAGAAGCUUGUAUUUUAGGGCUGCUCAGGCCUGGUCCUGUCCUGCAGGCGACUGAGUGGC